AUGGAAGGGAGGGAGCAGCCAGGGGCAGCAGGAGCCCAGCAGGCCAAAAUUCAAGGUGCCCUGGAAGAGUCAGGGGAAGAGGCCCAGAGGAGACUCCCAGGGCUCAGGGACUUGAGGGCAACAGUACGAUUGAAGAUGGAGAAUCAUCUCUCUCCUCUGAAAAGCCUUAGUGACACAGCGCUGAGCCCCAGCUCAGUUGCCUGGGUGGCAGAUCUCGUGCUGGGCUACCCCUGUGGACUGGGGCUCUUUCUCCUGUUACUCCCCUGCCUCCGUGGUGACCCACCCUCACCAGCCCAUGGGCAGAAAAGAAGCAUCAGUAAGGUGAGGACCCGUGCGGUGGCCAUGACGGGGAGGCCCCGGAGCGGGAAGAAGAGCUGUGGUCUGAAAGGUAAGGCUCUGGCCCGGAGUCCCCGGGCGGACUUAGCCUCGCCGAUCCUGAGGGACGGAGUCUACCAGGAAGUCAGCCGCAGAGGGCUGAGGGGGCUCCUGGGAAGGAAAUGGGACCCGGGAUUCUUCUCAGAUCCUGUGCUGGGCGUGAAGCCAGGCGGGCCCGGAAUGGCUGCUGCCCACAGCGGGGAGGUGGGCGUGACCUAUCACCAGCUGGGUGUGCAGCCACCAGAGGCUUCGUUCUGGGGAGACCCCGUGCACAGACAAAGUGGUGACCCCACUUUCAUCAACCCUGAUGUCCGGAUGCUCCUGGAGAUGCUCCUCAGCAAGAGAGCAGAACUGAAGCUGUGGAAGGAGGAAGAAAAGGAGGGCUCCAACAUCCCGCAUUGCUCCAUCUCAUUCAAUGAAGUCCCUGAGGCUUUUCCACUGCAAACUCAAUCUGAAGCAUCUUCUCAGCCUCCCCAGGCCCAACCCUGGCCCUACCGCAUGGCCCAGAACAUACGAAGCUAUAGAACAACUUACCCCACAUCUCAGGAGAAGGCACAACUCCUCAUCCCAACCGGAAGUAAACACCUGGAAUGGCCUUAGAAGCGGCAGAGAUGGAAAAGAACUUUACCCUUUCUGCUCAAAAGCGCUCAGGCAGCCUUCAGCCAACCCAUUCCCGACCAUCCCCAGGACAGCUGGGCCUCCCGGGCCACAGGGCAGCCUCCACCGUUCCUGGGGCUUCCAUCAGCCCUGAGCAGCAGGAGCAGCAGGAGCAACACAUUCAAAGACUUUCAUCCCAGACAAAGGGGUCGGAAAUGCUGCAUGAGCACCUCCCAGGAGCUUUUGUUCCUCAAUCCCUGCACUCAGCAGAUGCUAGAAACUCACACUGUAAGAUUCCACGUAAGGCACAGGUGGGGCUCAAACCUCCAGUCCCUGAAGCCCAUAGAUCUCAAGACUCAGCCCCAGCCCCUUCCACACUCUGCUUUUCCCUCCUGGGCCAUCAUUGAGUUUGGGGAUGACUCUAUAGAGGACAUCCAGAGAUGGCCCCAGUCUGGGGACAACCAUGGCUACUCAGAGGCGCCUCCCACUGGACAGGAGGGCAGAUGACCUUCUCAGCCCCUCACAUGCAGCCUUGGGGACAGAACCUGGCAGAGUAGGGCUGUCCUGGGGAAUGCGCCAGGGGAGAAGAAGGAGAGCGUGGCCUCAGGAGACCCCUUCAGUAGGGGAGCAGUGCUGGAGCUUAGCAGUGGGUGCCUCCUAAGGGCCCAGGAGACCAUAGAGGCUGAGGAGGAGAAGACUCCUGCUUGGGAAGUCACCUUGGGAGCAAGUAUGAUCACGAAGUAUGGAGCCAUCGAUGUGAAUCUGAGUUCAGCGUCUCUGGAGACCAGUAAGAGCUCCCCACUCUCUAGAAUUUCUCCCAGCCAGGAUCCAGGAGAGCUUCGCCUAAAAAUGAAGGUUGUCAGUAAGUUUGAGUUCAAAGUGGAGGUAGAGUCAGAGAACCAGCUUCAAGGUCCUGCCACUGGUAUCCUUCUCCAAGACUGUGCCACUGGCCUGUACUUUCGAGGCCGUCACACCGACGCCCCUCUGUCUUAUUCCGUGAGUGUGUCCAGUAGGGAAAUGUCAUCUUCCCAGGGGCUAUGUGACCCCACAUGGAAGGGAGGGAGCAGCCAGGAGCAGCAGGAGCCCAGCAGCCCAAAACUCAAGGUGUCCUGGAAGAUGAGCAAGAAGUUUGGCCCUACUGAGAAGACAGAGCCCUGGGGGAGGCCCAAACUAGCAGAGCAUGAAAAAAGGGAUCCCUCCCACCCAAGGCAAAGGAGAGUAAUCCAAGAUGUGACCUGCAGUCACCAUAUCACCACCAUGGGCCACAGCUGUCCUAGGAAGAACAGGGAGGUCCAAAACAGGUACAGCACUUGGGCCUCCUGACUCAGGGAGCCUGUGCCCCCAGCCAGUCUCAGCCCGGCCCAGCCAGCAUGA
Molecule: messenger RNA, 2346 nt
Organism: Propithecus coquereli (Coquerel's sifaka)
Lineage: Eukaryota; Metazoa; Chordata; Mammalia; Primates; Indriidae
Product: spermatogenesis-associated protein 31E1-like
Source: RefSeq, a predicted model, not a curated record